Molecule: messenger RNA, 805 nt
Organism: Armigeres subalbatus
Lineage: Eukaryota; Metazoa; Arthropoda; Insecta; Diptera; Culicidae
Product: adenylate kinase isoenzyme 6 homolog
Exons: 2
Coding region: 188-715 (175 amino acids)
Cellular component (GO): nucleus; cytoplasm
Molecular function (GO): ATP hydrolysis activity; ATP binding; AMP kinase activity
Source: RefSeq, a predicted model, not a curated record
UCUUUACCUCUUUCGUUCGGCCGGACAGACUGACGUUUUGGAGUCAACAUCAUAUUUAAAGCUCGUGGAGCCGUGGGCAGACUGAAACCCUUCCGCUUUCUUUCUUUUUUUGAUAGGCGUAUACGCCGGAAACGGGAUUUUUAUUUGCGGUGCAUGUAAUCCGGAACGGCAAGCAGAUUGAAUCGGGAUGAAACAGCCAAACAUUCUAGUCACAGGCACUCCCGGCGUUGGCAAGACGCAUCUGAGCAAGCGAGUGGCCGAGCAGCUCGGAUUCAAGUGGCAAAACGUGUCGGAAAUAGCCAACCAAAAUGGGUUCGUCGAGGAGUACGACGAAGAAUUCGAGUGCCCGGUACUGGACGAGGACAAACUGUUGGACCAUUUGGAACCGAUCAUGCAGGAAGGUGGCAACGUAGUGGAAUACCACAGCUCGGAGUUCUUCCCGGAACGGUGGUUCCAGGCAGUCUAUGUGGUGCGCUGUUCGACCUCGCUGCUGUACGAGCGGCUGCAAGCCCGGGGUUACAACGACCGGAAGGUGAAAUCCAAUAUGGAAUGCGAGAUCUUCCAAAUACCCCUGGACGAAGCCAAAGAUUCCUACCGGAGUGAAAUCAUCGUCGACCUGCAGAGUGACACCGAGUCCGAUCUGGAAGGGAAUGUAAAGCUGAUUUGCGACUGGCUGGAGAAGUGGCGAAGCGCCAACGAGGCCAAAAAGCAGUAAACGGAAACAUACCCGCUACAGCUCACAGAGUACGAUCACCACCGUUUUGCAUCCAAAAAAGAAAAACAAACGUUAAAAAAAACGCCGUAA